Thermochaetoides thermophila DSM 1495 is the source of this 450-nucleotide messenger RNA. RefSeq lists its product as uncharacterized. The transcript is spliced from 4 exons. Lineage: Eukaryota; Fungi; Ascomycota; Sordariomycetes; Sordariales; Chaetomiaceae. The record is from RefSeq and is a predicted model, not a curated record. The coding region runs from base 1 to 450 and encodes 149 amino acids.
AUGGGAGGGACGUCGUGGUUUCAGAAGCAGUUCACUCUCCCUGCGCGCUCACGGGGAUCCUAUCUUAUUACUGAUAUUGUGCUGCGGGAGUUGCCAGAGAUCCGGGAGUACAAGAUUGGCCUGUUAAACCUCUUUAUCCAGCACACAAGUUGCGCUUUAAGUUUGAAUGAGAAUUGGGAUGAGGAUGUCCGUGCGGAUAUGAGUGAUGCACUUGACAGGAUUGUACCUGACGAAGGGCCAAAAGGAGAGGCACUCUACCGGCACGAUGCUGAGGGCCCUGAUGACAUGCCGGCCCAUGUCAAGUCCGCCCUGAUCGGAGCUAGCGUGACGAUACCCAUCAAGGAUGGUAGACUUCUCACCGGAACCUGGCAAGGGAUCUGGUAUCUUGAGUUUCGGGCGAUGAAACACUCGCGCAGAGUAGUAGCGACGAUUCAGGGUGAAAAGGCAUGA